Andrographis paniculata is the source of this 3591-nucleotide messenger RNA. RefSeq names its product translation initiation factor IF-2, chloroplastic. Gene Ontology annotation, biological process: translational initiation. The coding region runs from base 252 to 3260 and encodes 1002 amino acids. The record is from RefSeq and is a predicted model, not a curated record. The transcript has 13 exons. NCBI's taxonomy places the organism in Eukaryota, Viridiplantae, Streptophyta, Magnoliopsida, Lamiales, Acanthaceae. Gene Ontology annotation, molecular function: GTPase activity; GTP binding; translation initiation factor activity.
UUUGUAGGGAGGAGGAACCACCACACAACCACAGGCCAAUCCACCUCACGAAAUUUCCCAUUCUCUUAGUCCAUCCGAUAAUAACAACCACUCGUACGCCUCAUUCCUUUCCUCCCUCCCAUCUCUCUACUGUUGGGGCAAAAAAUCGACUCUUGCUUGUACUUGGAGGAGGAACCCCGCACUUCGCAGGAAUUUGGAAGUUUUUUACUGGCUUUGUUUCGGUGAAGUGAUUCUCGAAUGGUGGAGGAUAUAUGAGUGUUGGCAUGGCUUAUUUAGCUUCCCUGGCGAAUUUGGGAAGCUUGAAUAUGAUAUCUUUCGGUAAUUUUGAUGGUUCCGUUUGCUUCGUUAGGAAGGUUUCUUUCAACAGAAAUGGGGCUAAUUUUAGAAGGUUUUGGAGUGGGGAGAGAUGGAGGUACAUUAGUGUUUGUAAAUAUUCCGUAACAACUGAUUUUGUUGCCGAGCACGGGACUUCAGUGUCUCUUGAUUCUCCUUACGAAGGUGGUAAAGACAAUAAGAAUGAUGCAUUGCUAAAGCCAGCUCCCAAGCCAGUUUUGAAGUCAGAAUCGAGGGACAAUUCCCUUCCUGGCAUGUCUUGGGAUGAAUCAAAACUUGGUGUGGAGUCGAACAAUGAGAAGCCAGAUAGAAAAGAGGAGGAGAGAAGUCAAGUGAUUGAAUCACUUGAGGAGGUCUUGGAGAAGGCGGAGAAGCUAGAGACUAGAAAGACGGUGAAUGUUUCUGUAAACAAAGUGGCAGCUAAUGGAACUGUGGCCCAAAAGAAUGGAAAACCAGUUCAUUCUUUGGAUAAUUCGGCUCGUAAGUCUAAGACUGUGAGAAGCGUCUGGCGUAAGGGUAAUCCAGUGGGAACUGCACAAACUACAGUGAAGGAACCUGGAAGUAGGACGAAUGGAAGUGGGGGGGCUGCCUCUCCGCCAGCUGCUCCACCUUCGCCGCCUAAACCGCCUGAAAAAGUGCAACCUAAAUUACAAGCAAAACCCUCCGUAGCUCCUCCUGCUCCUAUAAGAAAACCAGUCAUUUUGAAGGAUGUAAAUGCUACUGAUUCAGGAACAAAGACUAAAGAACGCAAGCCAAUUUUGAUUGAUAAGUUUGCAUCAAAGAAACCAGCUGUUGAUCCUGUGAUUGCCCAAUCAGUUUUAGCUCCUCCAAAACCAGGGAAGGGUCCUACUCCAGGAAAAUUCAAGGAUGAGUUCCGAAAAAGGGGUGGUCCAUCCAGUGCACCUCGGAGGCGUCUGGUUAAUGAUGAUGAAGAUGCAAUUGCUGAUGAGGAUAUAUCCGAGCUUGAUGUUACUAUACCUGGCACUGCCACUGCUAGAAAAGGAAGAAAAUGGUCUAAAGCAAGCCGAAAGGCUGCUAGACUACAGGCUGCAAAAGAUGCUGCACCUGUUAAAAUGGAAAUCAUGGAAGUUGGUGAAGAUGGUAUGUUAACUGAGGAGUUGGCGUUCAACUUAGCCAUCAGUGAGGGUGAAAUUCUUGGGAAUUUGUACGCUAAGGGAAUUAAGCCCGAUGGCGUCCAAAAGCUGAGCAAAGACAUGGUGAAGAUGGUCUGUAAAGAGUAUGACGUGGAAGUCAUAGAUGCUGCUCCUCACAGGGUAGAGGAAAUGGCGAAAAAGAAGGAAAUUCUUGAUGAAGAUGAUUUGGACAAACUAGAAGAGAGACCUCCUGUGCUAACCAUAAUGGGCCAUGUUGACCAUGGGAAGACAACACUUCUGGAUUACAUACGGAAGAGUAAGGUGGCAGCAUCUGAAGCUGGUGGAAUUACACAAGGAAUAGGGGCGUACAAGGUUGAUAUAAAUCUGGAUGGCAAGCCACAAACCUGUGUGUUUCUUGAUACUCCUGGACAUGAGGCAUUUGGAGCAAUGAGAGCACGUGGGGCGAGAGUAACAGACAUUGCCGUCAUUGUAGUUGCAGCGGAUGAUGGGAUCAGGCCUCAAACAAAUGAGGCCAUUGCUCAUGCCAAAGCUGCAGGCGUGCCAAUUAUUGUAGCUAUUAAUAAGAUAGAUAAGGAUGGUGCUAAUCCAGACCGAGUAAUGCAAGAUCUUUCAUCAAUUGGUUUAAUGCCAGAAGAUUGGGGUGGCGAUGUCCCAAUGGUUAAGAUAAGUGCUAUUAAGGGGGAGAAUGUGGAUGAGUUGCUGGAAACCAUUAUGCUUGUUGCCGAGUUGCAAGAACUCAAGGCUAAUCCGCAAAGGAAUGCUAAAGGAACUGUAAUUGAAGCUGGUCUUGAUAAAUCAAGGGGGCCCGUAGCUACUUUUAUAGUGCAAAAUGGAACCCUGAAAAAAGGGGAUAUUGUGGUUUGUGGUGAAGCUUUUGGCAAGGUGCGGGCUUUGUUUGAUGAUAAAGGGAAGCAGGUUGAUAAUGUAGGGCCCUCCAUUCCAGUACAGGUCAUAGGAUUGAGUAAUGUUCCUUUAGCCGGUGAUGAGUUUGAGGUUGUUGGUUCACUUGAUGUUGCUCGAGAGAAGGCAGAAUCCCGGGCAGACUAUCUGAGAAAUGAGCGGAUUACUGAAAAAGCAGGGGAUGGGAAGGUUACUCUCUCUUCCUUUGCUUCUGCUGUUUCAGCAGGAAAGAGCGCUGGAUUAGAUCUGCACCAGCUUAAUAUCAUCCUCAAGGUUGAUGUUCAGGGAUCCAUUGAGGCUGUCCGGCAAGCGCUGCAGGUGCUUCCACAAGAUAAUAUCACUUUGAAGUUCCUACUCCAAGCAACUGGAGAUAUCAGCACCAGUGACAUUGACCUUGCAGUGGCAAGUAAAGCUAUUGUUUUUGGUUUUAAUGUCCGAGCACCGGGCUCAGUCAAAAGCUACGCAGAUAACAGAGGUGUUGAAGUUCGUCUGUAUAAAGUUAUAUAUGAGCUCAUUGAUGAUGUGCGAAAUGCAAUGGAGGGACUUCUGGACCCAGUUGAGGAUCAAGUGCAAAUUGGUUUAGCAGAGGUAAGGGCUGUAUUUAGUAGCGGAAGUGGUCGGGUUGCUGGAUGCAUGGUCACAGAGGGUAAAAUCGUCAAGGACUGUGGAAUUCGUGUUAUAAGAAAAGGCAAGAAAGUCCAUGUUGGGGAGCUUAGUUCCUUAAAAAGGGUCAAGGAGACGGUGAAUGAGGUAAAUGCUGGACUUGAGUGUGGAAUUGGCGUCGAGGGAUUUGACGAGUGGCAAGAAGGCGAUAGCAUUGAGGCCUUCAACAUGGUGCUAAAGAGAAGAACACUGGAAGAGGCGUCAGCUUCAAUGACCGAGGCACUCAAAGAAGCCGGAAUUCAAUUGUAAACAGUGUCAUUUCCGAGCGUGGUGAGUUUUGAAUGCCUCGACCAUAUCCAGAUAAGCGCCUUACUGGAUCGCCAUCCAAUUCAUGCUGGUAAAAACUGCGGGUGAUAUUGGUGCCUAUUUGUUUGUAAAUAGUUAUGGUACACGACAGGUUAGACUUGAGAGGCGAAUGGAUCUUUCAAAGGCAUAUAUAUAUAUAUAUAUAUAUAUAUAAUGAAAAGAAAAAAAAUAUGAAAGAUUCAAUGUCCUGACAUAUAUGAUAUAUAUGUAAAGUGAUACUUGACUGUUGUAACCAAUUUUCUCCAUGAAAUUGUUACACUCUUCUUUUGGUCGA